UUCCCUCCGACACACACUCUUCUCAGCUUCGGAGUCAGUGUUAUAAUGUUUUUUUUUUUUUUUGAAAAAAAAAAGAAAAGAGAAAAUGACGUGGCGCUUGUUUUUCUCAACUUAAUUAUCACGUGCAGCUCACGUGCUGCUAUCCAACUGAAAUUCUCUCUCUUCGUUCCCUCGGGCCUCAGCUUAAUGAAACCGAGAGACCUGCCCAAAAAGAACUGACCGCUGCAUUUACCUUGUUUUUCCCUCUCCUCCAUUUCUCUCUCUCCCUCUCUCUCUCUCUAAAACCAGAAGAGUUACUGUUAUGGCUUCUCCGCCGCCGCCGCCGUUGCCGGACGCUUUCGGAGGCUCCGUCAUUGAGUACUUUUCUUCCUCUCCUCCUCUUCCUUCGGCGAUAGCAGCGACGGCAGCGACUCAUUCUUCUUCGCUGAAGAAUCUCAGUCCUAGCAUUUUAAUCAUUCUUUCGAUCCUUGCUUUUACUGCUUUUGCUUCUGUGAUUCUCUGCCUCGUUCUGCGAUACCUUAACCGGCGGUGUCUUCUCCGUCUAUCCGCCGUGCCUGUAUCGUCCUCGUCUUCGUCGGUUUCGAGCCGUCGGAUUAAUCCAGCAGAGCAGAGUACGACUCGGUGUACCAAUUCGUUUUCGCCGAUCGAUACGCUUCCUCUUUUUUCUUUUUCCUCCAUCACGCGUCGUUCUUCCACUGCCGCAGCCGAUUGCGCCGUUUGUUUGUCAAAAUUCGAGGCGGAGGAUCAGCUUCGUUUACUUCCGCUCUGCUGCCAUGCUUUUCACGCUCAAUGCGUCGAUACAUGGCUUCAAUCGAACCAGAGUUGUCCUCUAUGCCGCUCCGCCAUUUUCGCCUCCGAAUCCGACGUGAUUAAGGCUUCUAUGGCUUCCUACACCGCUGAAGGUCGCGCCGGAGACAGUUUCAGACUCGAGAUUGGCAGUAUCAGCCGCCGGCAAGGCGCAUCCGAUUCCACCGACGGAAGGAGAUCCUACUCAAUAGGAUCGUUCGAGUACUUCGUCGAAGAAGAUUCAGAGGUAAAUUUCACCAAUGCUCACAGGAGGAGCGUCUCCGAUAAGGAGGACAUAGAAGCUCCGCCUCAUCCAGAGCGAAGUCUCGCGGCUGAAGUCGGUUCCGGAAGGAGUUGGUUAAAGGACUACGUAGACAGGCUCUCGAAUUCCGUUUCAUCUCGAGCGCUCUCCUUCCGAGGCUCCGGUAGAUUCUUCACCGGAAGCAGCCGUCGAAGUGAGAUCGUGGUUGGCGGAGAUUGGGAACAGGAGAACAGUCGCGUCGGCGAGGAAAUAAGCGAAAUGUUCCGGUGGUUCUCAGGGGUAUAAACGUAAUUACAUCCAACAACCCUUCACGCAAAGGAUAGGCCAUUUUGGAAAUGGUAACCGCCGGCCGAGAUUAAAGUAAAAAAAAAGUUCCCCAUCGUGGCAGUGAAGCUAAAAGGAACAGUGAAGUGAUUUAUGAAACUAGUUUACAGAUCAAUGAGCUUUCCAUACCCUUUUUUUUUUUUUUUGAAAUAUUAUGUGAAUUUGAGAGUAAAUCUUUGUGUUGAUAUGUAAUGAGUGAAUUGUGAGAUGUGCAAUAUGAAUAUGAUAUUUGUGUGGAAUUGUUUAGGAAUCAUUGCUUUGCUUGUUUGUGAAAUUGUUAGCCAAAAAA
Cucurbita moschata (crookneck pumpkin) is the source of this 1661-nucleotide messenger RNA. Its product is annotated as E3 ubiquitin-protein ligase ATL4-like. The record is from RefSeq and is a predicted model, not a curated record. The transcript has 2 exons. Lineage: Eukaryota; Viridiplantae; Streptophyta; Magnoliopsida; Cucurbitales; Cucurbitaceae. Bases 302 to 1333 code for a protein of 343 amino acids.